This is a messenger RNA of Pelobates fuscus (common spadefoot toad), 3500 nucleotides long. It is a transcript of the gene GDI1, whose product is annotated as GDP dissociation inhibitor 1. Bases 218 to 1561 code for a protein of 447 amino acids. Lineage: Eukaryota; Metazoa; Chordata; Amphibia; Anura; Pelobatidae. Gene Ontology annotation, biological process: vesicle-mediated transport; small GTPase-mediated signal transduction; protein transport. Gene Ontology annotation, molecular function: Rab GDP-dissociation inhibitor activity. The record is from RefSeq and is a predicted model, not a curated record. The transcript has 11 exons. Gene Ontology annotation, cellular component: cytoplasm.
CCCUGUCUAUCACUGAGUGUCUGGGCCGGUUCUGACUCCGGGGGAUGUAGUUGGAGUGAGGGCCCCUUCCUGUCCAUGUGGGGCCCCGGCAAAGCGUCAUGUCUGACCCGGUGUGAGGGCAAUCCUGGAAGGGACUAUUUGCCGUCGCGGAUGCAGACAGGGCGGUGUUGUGCGCCAUCUUUGGUCCAUUCAGCUGGAGGAACCAGGAGCAGAGAGGAUGGAUGAGGAAUAUGAUGUGAUCGUGCUGGGCACCGGCCUGACAGAAUGUAUUCUGUCGGGAAUUAUGUCGGUAAAUGGGAAAAAAGUUCUGCACAUGGACAGGAAUCCUUAUUAUGGGGGUGAGAGCUCAUCGAUUACCCCCCUGGAAGAGCUCUAUAAAAGAUUUGAUAUUACUGACGGACCUUCUGACAGCAUGGGGAGGGGGCGUGACUGGAAUGUGGAUCUGAUCCCUAAAUUUCUCAUGGCAAACGGCCAACUUGUCAGGAUGCUGCUAUAUACUGAGGUGACUCGUUAUCUGGACUUUAAGGUCGUGGAAGGAAGUUUUGUGUACAAGGGUGGCAAGAUCUACAAGGUUCCUUCCACAGAGACAGAAGCUCUGGCUUCCAACCUCAUGGGCAUGUUCGAAAAACGGCGUUUCAGAAAAUUCCUCGUAUUUGUGGCCAACUUUGAUGAGAACGACCCCAAAACAUUUGAGGGUGUUGAUCCAAAAAGUAGCACGAUGCGUGACGUGUACAAGAAAUUUGACCUGGGACAGGAUGUCGUUGACUUUACUGGACACGCACUGGCUCUGUAUCGGACUGAUGAUUACUUGGACCAGCCAUGCCUAGAAACGAUCAAUCGAAUCAAACUGUACAGUGAGUCUCUGGCUAGAUAUGGCAAAAGUCCUUAUUUAUACCCUCUGUAUGGACUUGGAGAACUACCACAGGGUUUUGCCAGACUCAGUGCCAUAUACGGCGGCACCUACAUGUUGAACAAGUCUGUGGAUGAGAUUGUGAUGGAGAAAGGGAAAGUGGUUGGGGUGAAGUCAGAGGGAGAGGUGGCAAGGUGCAAACAGCUAAUAUGUGACCCCAGCUACAUUCCCGAUCGAGUACGCAAGGCUGGGCAGGUGAUUCGUGUAAUUUGUAUCCUGAGUCAUCCCAUCAGGAGCACCAAUGAUGCCAAUUCAUGUCAAAUUAUCAUACCACAGAAUCAAGUCAACAGGAAAUCAGAUAUCUAUGUUUGUAUGAUCUCAUAUGCACACAACGUGGCGGCUCAGGGAAAGUACAUUGCUAUUGCAAGCACCACUGUUGAGACCAGUGAGCCUGAAAAAGAGAUUGAGCCUGCGUUGGACUUGCUGGAGCCUAUCGACCAAAAGUUUGUGGCAAUCAGCGACCUGUUUGAACCGACAGAUGAUGGAGCAGAAAGCCAGGUGUUCUCCUCUCGUUCAUAUGAUGCAACAACACACUUUGAGACUACGUGUAAUGACAUUAAGGACAUCUACAAGAGAAUGACUGGAACAGAUUUUGACUUCGAGAACAUGAAACGCAAACAGAACGAUGUGUUUGGGGAGGAUGAGCAGUGAAGAAAUCAAUGAAAACCAAGGGAAUGGGGUGGGGGGCAAGAAAGACACUGGACAUAUGAGGUUGUUUUUAAUUGCGGAAAAAUAGUGAGAGGGAGUAUGAGAGGAAGCCUCGGGAGAAGUGGCAAAGGAACAAAAGAAAGAGAUAAAUUCCUUAUUGCCCCUUUUAACAUCAUGCUUAGAAUUUUAACUUUUUAAGCCUUAGUUUUAACCUACACUGAGUUGGUAUUGGUUCUGUUAUUGGAGUCUGAUUGCUACAAGGAGGUCUGUCAUAGAACACAAUUUUUUAAAUCUGUUAUCUCUGAUGUUUCAUUUUGUCUUGUCCAUGAGUUGUGAUAAAAGCAUAAAGGAGUGUGUUCUAGUGAGACAGUGGGUCCCAUUAUUCACGUCUGUGUGACAUCUAUAGGACCUUGGUUAAAGGGUAGAGAGGUUCUGCCACAGAAUGUUAGUCGUCUGAGCAUCCACACCAUAACAACCUCCUCCUGCUAGCACAUCUACUGUCUGCCAGGACCUAUUAUUGGGUUACAGUGCCUGCAAUACCUUCUUCCCAUUGAGUUUAAUUAGUGAAAAAGUUGCUCUGGGGAGGAAGAAGGGUACAUUGUAAUUCGAAACAAUCACUUCUACAUAGCAGAAAGAAGUUUAAAGUCCUAGCAACUAUAAGAACAUCUGUAAGUUAGAUAUUCUCUUGUUACAGACCCAACAAGAAAUAGGUCAUUUGUAACAUGAGAACCAACAUGGAAAACAUGACUUGUCACACAGAGACUCAAAAUUAACAGAUCAUUUAUCAUAUAGAGAUCAUUUACAGGCCAUAGGUGCAUCAUGGCCAUGUGAUGGGAAUGUGCUACAGGUCUUAGGUCUCUAGGUAAGAGCACAGAUGCCAAUUAAUAUUGUACCCUUAAUUUAUUUAACUUAUAAUUCACCCAAUCUUUAGCCGUAGAUAUAAAACCAGAAAGCACGAUGUAUAUAAUUUUACGUGUGCAGUAUCAUUUACAUAUUGAGCAGGUAUGUACUCACUGGGGAUUGUUCUAGAUGCACAUUAAUAUCACAUUCUUUGCUAUAACAAGAUACCCAUUCAGGAAAUUGCCUUGUUGGACUGGCUGAUAGUAAGGACUCAUGUAGGGUCUUGUGUAGCAGUAAAACAUAUUGCAGUUUUCUCACAUCUGAACCAAACUCUUGCAGUUUAAAGUGACAUGCACAAUGAUUGGUUCAGGUCGGGCCCAAUGAGGGCUCACGCUUAGAAUAGAUACCGUUUCUCAAUUAACUGCCUGGUGAUUGGUUCAGGUCGGGCCCAAUGAGGACUCACGCUUAGAAUAGAUACCGUUUCUCAAUUAACUGCCUGGUGAUUGGUUCAGGUCGGGCCCAAUGAGGACUCACGCUUAGAAUAGAUACCGUUUCUCAAUUAACUGCCUGGUGAUUGGUUCAGGUCGGGCCCAAUGAGGAUUCACGCUUAGAAUAGAUACCGUUUCUCAAUUAACUGCCUGGUGAUUGGCUCAGGUCGGGCCCAAUGAGGACUCACUGUUAAAAUGAACCACGUUUCUCAGUGAAAUGCCUAGAGAUUGGUUCAGGUUGGGCCCAAUGAGGACUCACUGUUGGAAUAAAUACUGUUUCUUAAUGAAAUGCCUGGUGAUUGGUUCAGGUCGGGCCCAAUGAGGACUCACUGUUGGAAUGAUUUCUGAUUUUCAUUAAAGUGUGUUUUGAUCUGGGUCCGGAUGCUCACUGUAGCAGCUCUAAUACUACGUGCCUGCUUUGUGACUUGUAUUCCAAUAUGCAGUCUGUAUUAAUUGUUCCUUUCUAGAUUUGGUUAUUUUUCUUGAACUAAAUGUCAUCCUCAAUGCAUAAACUGUCCCUGAAAACAGAACAUGAUAUCUUCUGACUAGCUGAUAUUAUUCAUUUACUGUGUUUGAGAUAAAUGAUACCAAGUAAAUUGUUGUGGAAAUUCUGA